AUCCCACCAGUGCUAUCCUGUUUUUCUGUUUCUGAGGCUACACAGACUUGGAGGCCGGCCGCCCGGCGUGUUCCUGCCCACUUCCUGCCCCUCCCUCCUCACAGCCACGCUGCUCUCUGCGAGCAGUUCUCCAGCUGCGAUCUCUAGCACGAUUUGCUGAAAAAUGUAAGCAAACAUUGGCCUCGUCUUGCACGCGUCCAUACACCUUGGCCUUGCAAGCUUUCCUCUGCCGCCUCCAUCUCGUCCCUCGAGGAGCUCACCAGAUGGAGAAAGAAGAAUAUGAACAGGUUGCCCCGGACAACUGUCCAGGAGAACUGUCUCAGGAUCCUGCAGGACAGCUGUCAGGAGGUAGCACUACUUCCCUCGCCGAAGGGACACACGAGCCAGGUACAGAUGGGGAUCACCGGAUGUGCAGGUGGGACAGUGCUCCACCACCUGCUGUGCCUGCAGAGAUUGACCCACCUCAGCCACCACUGGAGGGCCUUUGGGGCGAGAGGCAGAGGCAGCGGACCCCGAGGCGACUGCGGCUCCUGCUGGUGGGGAAAACCGGAAGUGGGAAGAGCGCGACAGGAAACAGCAUCCUCGGCCGGGAGGUGUUUGAGUCCAAGCUCAGUACCAGACCCGUGACCCAGGCCGCCCAGACCGGGAGGCGGGAGUGGGACGGCACGGAGCUCGAGGUGACCGACACGCCCGACAUCCUGUGUCCGCAGGGCCAGCCGGGCGCGGCCGCCGUGCGCCAGGCCCUGGCCGCCUGCGCCCCCGGGCCGCACGCCGUGCUGCUGGUGGCGCAGCUGGGCCGCUUCACCGAGGAGGACCUGCGCGCCGUGGCGCGCCUGCGCGAGGUCCUGGGGAAGAAGGUGCUGGCGCACACCGUCCUGGUGUUCACCCGGAAGGAAGACCUGGCCGGCGGCUCGCUGGACGAGUACCUGCGGGAGACCCAGCACGAGGCCCUGGCCCAGCUGGACCUGGAGUGCAUGAGGCGCCACUGCGGCUUCAGCAACCGGGCCGCGGCCCCGGAGCAGCGGGAGGCCCAGCUGCGGGAGCUCAUGCGCAAGGUGGAGGAGAUCUUGUGGGAGAACGACGGCCGCUGCUACAGCAGCGAGGCUUGCCAGCACGCCCAGCGAAACUCUCUGCUCAGAGAAGUGCAGCAAAGACAGACAACCCAGGGGCAAGGCUCGGAGGAAGCGCUCCUCCAAGAGUCCGGCUGGAAGGAAGGGCUGUCCCCGAUUCAGAGGAAUCAGAAGAUUCCCCGGCGCCUGCUGGGGAGGGUUGACCCUUUGAGCCUGUGCUGGACUUGAGCAAGGGACUCCCUCAGCGCCUGCACCCCUGUGUCCGACCCCUGUUGCUCUGUCUAUUCCUUCCAGCGCUGCCCGGUCUCCAGGCCAUGACGUCUGGUGUGGUGAGAGAGGAAGGGGGCUCGAGGAUGGGGCCCAGAGUGCCCAGCUCACAUCCCAGGUCCUUCAUUCCUCUUCCAGAACAUUUGGGGCCUCUGCACUCUGUGCUCCAGCAGCACCCUGUCCGCAUAUGGGACCUUCCAUCUCAUGGUAUUGCAUUUCUCGGGGAUACUUGUCUGUGCCGUGACAGAAUAAAAGCUUCUUGAGGGCA
This is a messenger RNA of Microcebus murinus (gray mouse lemur), 1605 nucleotides long. NCBI's taxonomy places the organism in Eukaryota, Metazoa, Chordata, Mammalia, Primates, Cheirogaleidae. The record is from RefSeq and is a predicted model, not a curated record.